Conger conger (European conger) is the source of this 1333-nucleotide messenger RNA. RefSeq names its product sphingolipid delta(4)-desaturase/C4-monooxygenase DES2-like. Gene Ontology annotation, cellular component: membrane. The transcript has 3 exons. NCBI's taxonomy places the organism in Eukaryota, Metazoa, Chordata, Actinopteri, Anguilliformes, Congridae. Gene Ontology annotation, molecular function: sphingolipid delta-4 desaturase activity. Gene Ontology annotation, biological process: ceramide biosynthetic process. The coding region runs from base 123 to 1091 and encodes 322 amino acids. The record is from RefSeq and is a predicted model, not a curated record.
UCGGCUCAGAGCGCCUCGCCUGCUUGUGGCUCACCCGUUGUCCGGCUCCGGUAGCCUACAGCGUCUCUACCUGGCUUAUACAAGUUCGUUUUAAUAGAUACGAAAGCCACCGAUACGUAAAAAUGGGAAAUACGGUAGUUCGAGAUGACUUCGAGUGGGUUUAUACAGAGCAGCCCCACUGCAGCCGAAGAAAGCAGAUUUUGGCGAAACACCCAGAGAUCAAGGCGUUGAUGGGCGCGGACCCCCAGCUGAAGUGGAUAGUGACAGCCAUGGUGCUCACCCAGGUGCUGUGCUGCUUCCUCGUGCAGGCUCUCAGCUGGAAGUGGCUGCUUUUCUGGGCCUACAUGUUUGGCGGCUGCAUAAACCACUCGCUGACCCUGGCCAUCCACGACAUUUCCCACAACGUAGCCUUCGGCAACAAGUCGGCUGUGCUCAACCGCCUCUUCGGCAUCUUCGCCAACCUGCCCGUGGGCGUCCCCUACUCGGUCAGCUUCAAGAAGUACCACGUGGACCACCACCGCUACCUCGGUGGGGACGGGCUGGACGUGGACAUCCCCACCAGGCUCGAGGCCCGGCUCUUUAGUUCGCCCACCCGCAAAGUGCUGUGGAUCAUCCUGCAGCCGCUCUUCUAUGCCUUGCGUCCCCUGCUGGUCAACCCCAAGCCUGUGUCAAGACUGGAGGUCCUAAAUCUAGUUGUGCAGCUGGCCUUUGAUGCGCUGAUUUUCUGGCUCUGGGGGCUCAAAUCGGUAGUUUACCUAGUUGCAGGGUCGGUCCUCUGUAUGGGUCUCCACCCGGUCUCUGGCCACUUCAUCGCUGAGCACUACAUGUACCUGACGGGCAUUGAGACCUACUCCUACUAUGGACCUCUCAACUACAUCACCUUUAAUGUGGGCUACCACAUGGAGCACCACGAUUUUCCCAGCAUUCCCGGGAGCCGCCUGCCUGAGGUAAAGAAGAUGGCGCCAGAGUUCUACGACAAUCUGCCCCAGCAUGACUCCUGGACACGGGUGCUCUGGGACUUUGUCUUCUGCGACGCACUGGGACCAUACUCUAGAGUCAAGCGCCACAUUCAGUUGAAAAAGAAGCAGUAAAAGAUUACAUCGUAUGUUUCUGUCUGAUUUUUUGCCCCUAAUUUCACAGAAUAAGGCACUCUCAUCUUAACUGGACUUCAUACAAAUGUUUAUACAAACGUUUUUAGUGUCUUCUUCAUUUCACCAAAAUGAAAAUUGAAAGCGGUCAUACCUUUGCUUAUGAAUGUUUAUUUACUGUAGGGAUGUUUUAUAAUAAUUCGAAUGUAUCAUAAAAUUACAAUUAAAUUAAUGUCUUAUUGGAA